UUGCAACACCGUUCCCUCCAAUCAGAAAUGUCAAAAUGGCGUCAACGCAGGACGCUUGGUAUAUUUCUUUACUUGGUUUAGCAGAACAUUUCCGUACAUCAAAUCCUCCUGACAUAAAAAGUUGUAUUCAAUGCCUACAAGCCGUGUUUAAUUUCAAACCACCUCAAAGAGUGGAGGCCCGAACUCAUUUACAACUCGGUAAUAUCCUUCUGACACACACUAAAAACAUCGACUUAGCGAGGACGCAUUUAGAGCAGAGUUGGUGCCUGUCUCAGACUAUCAAUGGAUUCGACGAUGUCAAGUUCGAGGCUGCGAGUGUGCUGGCCGAGUUGUUUGAGCAGCAGGGCCACCCCACUCACUCCAAACCUAUUCUACGGAAAGCGAUUGAGUUGUCACAACACAGUGUUUACUGGCACUGUAGACUGAUAUUCCAACUGGCACAAAUCCAUGCAACGGAACGUGAAUAUGAAGUUGCCAGCAGUUUACUCGGUGUUGGUGUGGACUACGCGCAGAUAUCAAACGCUGCGUACACGCGAGUACUAUUUCUGCUCAGUAGGGUAAUGUUGCUGUUAAUAGACAAAAAGAUCCAAGAAGUGUUACCGCUGUUAAACCAGGCCGGGCACCUAGUUGACUCGUGGACAGGGAGCCCCCACCAGAAGGAGUAUCUGAAGGUGUUCUUCCUUGUCUUGCAGGUAUGCCACUACCUGAUGGCAGGACAGGUGAAGAGCGUGAAGCCCUGCCUGAAGCAGCUUCAGCAAAGCAUCCAGACCAUCAUGGCUCCCACGUGGCCAGAUGACGAUGCCGUGUGCGGCAGCGCGCCGGGCGAGUCGUUUGUGUGGCUGUCGCGGCAGCAGCUGUACGUGCUAGUCUACUUGGUGACGGUGAUGCACUCGGCGCAGGCCGGCUACAUGGACAAGGCGCACAAGUAUACUGAGAAGGCGCUCGCGCAGAUCGAUAAGCUCACUGCUAGCGGAUGCAGCGAAGAAUCCAGCGGGGUCAGCGCGCGAAGCGGCGCGACUCUCGCGUGGCGACUGCGCAUGGCUUUAGUGGAGCACUCGGCGCUGUGCCGCCUCGUGGCCGGCGGCAAGGCGCACGCGCUGCACGAGAUCGCGCGCGCCGCGCACCUGCUGUCCGCCGCGCCCACGGCAUGCAGCGCGGCUGCGCACACGCCGCAGCUGCACUGCCUGCUGGGCCUGUACGCCAUGUCCAUGAACUGCAUGGAGGCAGCCGAGGCGCAGUUCCUCACCGCCAUACACAUGUCACAAGAAAGAGAUCUAUGGAUGUUUGCGAAACUCAACUUAGCUAUUGUAUAUUUGCGAGGCAGGAGGGACAAUGAUUUGGCGCAACUCAUGGAACAGGUGCGGCCCGAAGCGCUGCCGGCGUACGCGCACGGGCUGCGAGCGGCGUCGUACUACGUGUUAGGAUUGCAGGCCUUCUUCCAGGCCCGCUACAACGAGGCCAAGCGUUACCUCCGCGAAACGCUAAAAAUGGCCAACGCCGAGGACCUGAAUCGGCUGACGUCAUGCUCCUUAGUGCUGCUCGGGCAUAUAUUUCUGUCCAUCAACAACUCGCGAGAGAGCAUGAACAUGGUGACGCCGGCCAUGCAGCUCGCCAGCAAGAUCCCAGACGUCCACGUCCAGCUGUGGGCCUCCGCUAUACUCAAGGACCUGUACCGGCUGGCGGGCGACACGGAGCGCGAGAACGAGGCGUACCAGAUGCACUGCAACUUCUCGCAGGCGCUGCUCAAGGACCACUUCCAGGCCACGCAGCUGCCACAACACGCGCUCGUGCAUUGGACCAGCGGCGCGCCGCCCGCGCUGCCGCCGCCGCCCAGCGUCAGCCACGCCACCUAGGCGCUGGGACCAAGGCCCCGGGGGCUAUGGGGACUGGGCGACGACACCGGAAUGACGCGUCGAGGCGCUCGAAAUUACGAGGCGCCAAGUCAAGUAGGCGCCUCAAUUCGGAUGACGUCACGUCGAGUUGGCGCCCCCAUUUUCGUGGCGCCGCGUCUAGCAGGCGCCCCUACUUACAUGGCGCCAAGUCGAGUAAGCGCCCAUACCUACGUGGCGCAACGUCGAAUAGACGCCUUCAUCUUCGUGGCGCCGUGUCGAGUAAGCGCUCAUACCUACGUGGCGCCAGGUUGUGUAGGCGCUCCCACCGACGUGGCACCGUGUCAUGUAAGCGCCCUCACCUACGUGGCACCAAGUCGAGUAGGCGCCCCAAAUCACGUGACGUCACGUCGCGUAGGCGCCGUCAUAACCACGUGACACUACGUUUCGCUCGUAGCGACCACGACUGGCGCCGGUGGCGGUGACCCACCCCGCGGAAACCCAUGCAACCGGGCCUGAAAGCCUUGCGACUGCAAAAGGCCGCGCAAUAAGUGACUGACGACCGAGAUAUCAGUGCGCGAAGUGAGCAACGGUGCAAUGUGUUGUGUUUUGAGUAGGUCGUCCGGUGACAAAGUGCUGAACCCGCCUCGUUCGAUGUACAAAUAUUUCUAGUGUUACCACUCCGCUUUCCUAUGACUGGGACUCUGUCCCGAUUGUUGCAAUACUCCCCCUAUUGUCGUAUCGGUCCCUGUUAGAUAUCAUUUUCACUGUAGUCUACGUAAAUAAAAGAGUCGGGGUAAACGUUUCAGCCGCACAGACGAACAGUACUCACGCCGGUCGCUAAACACCGGCGCACAAGUACAAUAUUUUAUUGGCCUAAAUUAAAAGACAUUACCAGAAAGUGAUAUUCCAUGCCAGUGACUUAACUGACGUUUGGAUAGUGAUAGUGCGGGCGAACCGUGUUGUGUUUCAUGAUCUGAUGUCGGGAACUGUAAAUGUGUGUGUGAAUGUCAUGUAAGAUUGUUAAUUCAAAGGUUGCCUUCGACGUAGAAAGACGGGACACGCCUAUGCGUCUAUGGUAGUAUUAUGGUUAGAUUUUGUAGUGUUUUAAGGAGAUUCCUAAACGAAAGUAUUCUAAAUUAUUGGGUUUAUUAACGAAAUUUAUUACCCUGUAAAAUAUUUAUAGAUUGUGUGGACUGUUGAUGAUUGGACCCAUCAUGUUUGGUUUGGCGUGUCCCUUCGUUUCCGAGUAAAUAUCACUUAAGCAAAUAAUGUGCUCCAUUUUCCAUUAUACUUUGAGGUGUUGAUUUAGUUGAUAAAAAUAGUAAAUGUUAUGUAUGACAAUAAAACCAUAUCUGACUAGUUCGUCGGGAUUAAGAUCACUUCACAAAUUAAUUGAAUGUCAAAUAUAAAUUAAUUUUAGUAACUAUUACAUCGGUCAGUUGCUUGUUACUUUGAAAGCCCCUGUAUAAACAAAUCCUCAUUAUUGUCAUUAUAUUAUAUAAUUUAUAGUUAUUCAUCUUAUAACAAUGAUCUCAUGAUCAUCAUCACAUUGUCAAAGCUUCCUAAUAUAAAAUAUGUAUGUUCAUUUAUAUCAGAAACUAUAGUAUUCAUGACUUAUGCUGCCACUGUUAUUUGCUGAUAUAAAAUAUAUGUAUGUUACAAGUAAUUAGAAAUUAUUUAAUAUUAAAAUAUACAUGUUAGUUUAAUUAAAUUGCAAUCUAUGUAUCUUAGUAUUCAUCCCAACCAUUUUCAUGGUAAUAUUCUCCUCACUUGUAUUCAUGAUUUGUCUAUUGAAUAUUGCGUUUUGCUGUCUCCAUAGAGGUAUGUAUACUAAAUUCGCCUUUCCCUAUCAUAAAUCAGCAGUGACUUGUACGAGUAUUGUAACUUGCUUAUUGAUAUCGUAAAGUAAGACAUGUCGCCAAAGGAGAGAGAGCAUAAUAAUGUCUUAUUUUGCACAAUAAAAUUAAAUAUAGACGAAUUUCGAUUAGUAUGGUUUCACAGAAAUGUAUGGACUGAUGAUAAAUAAAUUGUACAUAAUGUGUCAAAUAUGAACUUGAGAAAGAACAAAAACGUCUCAUAUUUAUUAUUAUUUUUUAUUAUUAUUAAUAAUUUCUUAGUAAACUUGUUAGUGAGCGAAUGUUGUUGACGAUUUGCUGGUUAAUUAAUUUUAAUGUAGCAUUUGAGUAUUGUAUGCGCACGAGUGGGGUGUCUCAGCGGAUGACCCGAGUUAAUUUUAGUCGCAACGAUUGUUACAACUUUCCAUGUUCAUAUUAUUUUUAUAUAUAGUAGUUUAGGAGUCGCUUCCUUCCCGCGACCGUCCGCUGCGGCACCGCGCGUCCGUUCCCGCGCCCGCCGCAACGCAAGCGGUUGUCGGCCAAAUGAAACGGUCAUAGUUCUGUAUACAUUUUUAUUUUAAUAAUUCCCAUAGA
This is a messenger RNA of Ostrinia furnacalis (Asian corn borer), 4261 nucleotides long. RefSeq names its product Mau2 sister chromatid cohesion factor (gene Mau2). Gene Ontology annotation, biological process: mitotic sister chromatid cohesion. The transcript has 12 exons. Gene Ontology annotation, molecular function: protein binding. NCBI's taxonomy places the organism in Eukaryota, Metazoa, Arthropoda, Insecta, Lepidoptera, Crambidae. Bases 36 to 1853 code for a protein of 605 amino acids. The record is from RefSeq and is a predicted model, not a curated record.